AUGUCCUUCGACUUCAACAACGGCGGGGGUGAUGCCUAUCUGGAUCUGACCUACGACCACCGGGAUCGCGCUGCCUACCAGUCAUACUCGACCGCCACAACCCACUCGAGUCCUUCGGCCGCCUCCAAUAUCAUGCCCAACAACGCUCGCAACUGGGCCGUUCCGCUCGACAUGGCCUCCAACAACUCUCACGGCCAUGCCUCGCUCAGUCCCGAGGAGCAUCAGUCUUCGCCUCUUUCCCAGUCCGCCAGCCCGCACAGCCAGCACUCGCCACUACAACAGUCGCCUUUCCAGCCGACCGCGAACCCCUUGACCGACUGGGCUCUUCAGCAACAGCAGCAGCAGCAGCAGCAACUGGCUGCUCCUGACAUGACCCAGUUCAUUCAAGAUGCGGCCCUCAUGAGCUUCAACCCAUUCCCCACCAGCUUCCAGUCGCCCAACCCCCUCGACUAUCUUCCCCCGACGACCCAGGCCGCUCUGCAGGCCAACCUACUUGAGUCGACAUUCAGCGCCAUGCCUACCAUGGACGACCCUACGCAAGCAGUUCAAUGGCCGAGCACCGGAAUGGAGAAUUGGCAGGAGUUCCAGAGCACUCUGCAGAUGGAUGGUCUGCCCCGUCUCGAUAGUGUUGGAAGCAACUCGCCUACCGGUACCUAUUUGGAGGUGCUAUCCCUUCCUUCGUCCUCAGGUGAAGGCUGGGCCAUGGUGGACUGGAAUCAGCCCAACUUUGACCAGUUCCAGCAGGCUCACGCUCAGGGCGCCGCCAUCUUCAACCCCUCCCAGACCCUCCACCUGAGGACUAACUCCGACUCUUCUGAUGGCGCCAAUUCCAUGGACUUUGGCAGCUUCGAGGAGAUCGCACCAUUCCCCUACUCUCCCUUCUCCCCCGAGUCGGACGGAUAUGUCGACGCUGGUAACCACCGUAACUGCUUCGCUGGUGAUGGUCACAACCACAACCACGACACCGUCGCCCCUGCCCCCGCUCCCGUGGCUCCCGCGCCUAUCAAGUCGGAGCCUUCGUCAAGCCGUCACAGCCCUGGCAGCGGCGCCGGAUCGACCUCUCCCCCCAGCAGCACCACCCGCAGGAACUCUGGUCCUCGCAAGAGCCCAAUUGCCAAGGCCACCAAGCCCGUUGUCCGUCGCAUUUCCAAUGGCAAGAAGGACGGCACUGUUGAGAAGAAGGUUGGCCGCAGAAAGGGACCCCUCUUGCCUGAGCAGCGAAAGCAAGCCAGCGAGAUAAGAAAGCUGCGAGCUUGCCUGCGAUGCAAGUUCCUCAAGAAGACGUGCGACAAGGGAGAACCUUGCGCUGGUUGCCAGCCUUCGCACGCUCGCCUGUGGCAGGUUCCUUGCACUCGCAUCGACAUCAAGGAUAUUGGUUACUUCAUGAAGGACUGGAAGGCCGAUUACGAGAGGCACAUGGACCGUGGCGUCUCUGUCUACAACGUCAAGGGUUUCGCCCAGAAGGAGACCCUCAUGUGGAUCACCCACGGCUAUGGUUUCGCUCUCCCUGUCAUGGUUCGCGAGGUCUUUGUCGCCGACGACAGCUGCUUCUCAGUUGACUGGGUUGAGUCUACCCUGACCGACCAGGAGCCCAUUGACUUUGAGACCCGCACUGAGAAGCUCGAUGUUGGAGCUGAGGGUAUCCGUCUCGAUGCUCUCUCCGAGUACCUCGACAAGCACAUUGAUGGCCCCUUUGAGGACUUCAUCGAUGACCACUUCGAGGGCACUCCCUUCAUCACUGAGAUCCUCAAGACUGCUCAUCGCUACUACGUCAAGGAGAAGAUGCCUGUCAUCCGCAAGGCGCUCAAGCUUGUCCUUGCCUACAACCUCACCAUGCACAUCACCAUGGUUGAGAACCAAGGAUCUGAGGUUAACCUGGACGGACAGAUCGACGACGAGGACUCCAAGUACUACGGCCGCACCGUCGCACCCGUCAUGAUCAACUUCCAGAUCAAGUGCGCCCUUGCCGACAUGUGGCGUGAGCUCCAGAAGGACAUCCUUGAGGAGCUCUCUGCCCUGUACUCUGGAGUCUACAGCGGUGAGAAGAUGAAGAACUGGCCUACCAUCUUCAUGAUUGCUUCCAUCCUGCUCGCCGUGUGGGAGGAGAUGCAGUUUGACUGCCACUACCGCGUCCCCGACCCCGUCGCCGUGAACAAGUUCUGUACCGACAUGGAGACCACCCCUGUUGGUGUGAUUGUGGGUCUCUUCCACGCCAUCUCCCAGAAGCUUCCUGCCUUCACCGACUGGGACACCCGCAAGCACGGCCACCUGCUUCACAACAACGUCUCCGUCUGCGAGGCUAUGACUGAAGUGCGACAGCAUGUCAUCAAGCACGAGGCCUAUCUCCGUACCCGCAAGGAGUCCAAGUUUGACCGAUACGACUUCGACUCCCUGUCCAACAAGUUCCUGUCCAAGCUUGUUAUCCGGGCCAACUAG
Molecule: messenger RNA, 2436 nt
Organism: Fusarium keratoplasticum
Lineage: Eukaryota; Fungi; Ascomycota; Sordariomycetes; Hypocreales; Nectriaceae
Exons: 2
Coding region: 1-2436 (811 amino acids)
Biological process (GO): regulation of DNA-templated transcription
Molecular function (GO): zinc ion binding; DNA-binding transcription factor activity, RNA polymerase II-specific
Source: RefSeq, a predicted model, not a curated record